Molecule: messenger RNA, 6490 nt
Organism: Sodiomyces alkalinus F11
Lineage: Eukaryota; Fungi; Ascomycota; Sordariomycetes; Glomerellales; Plectosphaerellaceae
Exons: 3
Coding region: 184-6255 (2023 amino acids)
Biological process (GO): COPII vesicle coat assembly; Golgi organization; autophagy
Cellular component (GO): endoplasmic reticulum exit site; ER to Golgi transport vesicle membrane
Source: RefSeq, a predicted model, not a curated record
CGUCAAACCCGUCCAACUUCGUCCAACCUGUCCAACUUCACAUCGUAUCCCCCACGCCUCUAUCUGUCAUGGCGCUUUGUUCUUGGGGCUCUCUGUAGAUUUGCUGCGUGUGCUUUUCAUUAUACAUUUCAUUCCCUUCAUUUCGAGAUCCCGAGACACCAAGAUACUUAAUAUUUCGUCAACAUGAGCAUUGACGAACAGAAUUCGUCGUGGCACCCGGCCCUGAUGCCUAAUAAUGCCGUCGACUCGCUCCCUGCCGAUCCCGAUCCCCAUCCCGAUCCCCAUCCCCAGACCAACACCGAGCCACUCUCCACUGAUCCUAUUCAGGACGGAUCCCCACAGACUUUCGAUGCCUCGACAGAAGCACAGUCCCAAGGGGAAGCACUCGACACAAACACGGGAAAUUCCAAUGCCUGGUUUACUGACGAGCCUACCGAUGACUGGCCUGUCCUGGAUGAUUCGAACUCUGUCCCUGCCGCUUCCACCUUGCCUGGGGCCGAGCAACCAUCAGAAGAAUCCGCUGCUCCCAUAAAACCAUCAGACGCUAUCGGCGCUCCGAAGCCUGAGGGCCAGGUCCAGACGCAGUCAAGGACUGAUGCGACCGCGGAAGAUCAAUCUCAGCCGGAAGCUCAGCCGGAGGUUUCGGCAGCCGGCCCUGCCUUGGGCCACUCCAGUACCGUCUCAUUCGCUCGAACCGUUUCCCAUGAAGUCAGCUUCAACGAUGAGGAUGACCCAGAGUGGAACCUGUCACGCACCGACACCGACCCUUUCAAGUUCAUGCCACCUUCCGACCGAACCAACUCAUUUCCUGCCGUCCCGCCUAUGGACUCAACGGAUACUCCCCUGGAUGACCAGCCGCUACCUUCGAGCCAGGCUCAUGAUAUGAUCCGAGAGCUGGAGACCGAUGGUCGCCAAUCUGGAGACACGGCUCCAGAGUUCAACGCGUCAAGUACCGCGGAUGAACAACCUGGCUCGCAUGAUGCGCCAACGAUCAAUGGGCCCCAGUAUUUCGGCCGCGGCACCACAGACACUAAUGAGGACGAGUUAGGGUCACGUUUCGAGGAAGGCAUUCCGCUCAUUCCUCGGGAAGCAACCGAUGAGAAACACCAGGACAACGCCCAGGCCGCCACCGAUGCUGGUGUCUUGUUUGGAGAUGAAACGGAAGGCGACGACGACUUCUUCAGCCAGAUGCAGACUUCUUCCACCAAACAGGCUCACCCAGAUGCGGACGAUGGUUUCACUUUGCAGCGCAAGUCAACCAUGCAAGUCAUCAAUGCACUCGGGGCAAGUCCAAUGCCUACGGCAGAUACCUUGGAUGACAUGCCCGAGGCGGCGGAGGAGGAGGAGGAGGAGGAGGAGGAGCGCCACAAGAAUGACCGCUCCACGGACGCUCAGAUGUCCACCGGGGGAAGAGGCUUGGGAAUCACCAUGUCAGCACAAGAGCAGUCCGCCGCCGAUCAAGCCCCCACGAAUCAGACAGGCAAUGGUGACGACUUGGCUGCCAAAUGGCAGGCCGCCCUCGCUGCCGACGACGAUGACGAUGAUUUUCUCAUUGACGAGACGCCCGUCGACUCGGAGGCCAUUAAUCCCACUGCCUUCUUGGGUAGCGACGAUGAGGGUCUGCUUGAGGAUGACGAUGACCAGCCCUCUUCAACAGUUCAGCCAUCGUUGCAACCAGCUCCGGCCACCGCCUCGGUAGCUACCGCGCCAUUGAAUCAUUUCCCUGCGCGCUAUACCCCUGCUGCUCCGUCACCGAACGCUGUUUCGCAAUCUACCUAUGUUCCCAGCCCUCAGCCAUCGCCUAUGACCAUGUUCUCUCCCUCAACACCCGCAUCAGGCUUUACCCCAACAACGUCUCCAUACGCCAUGCAGCCGCCGCACCCACCAGCUCAGGCCGCCUACCGCGCGCCACAAGCUCGUCCCGAGGCCCCGAAGGCCCAGAGCUUUGUCGACAAGUCCAAGGGCGGGUACACGUCGCCAUACGACUUGCCCAUGGAGGUGGUGAAACCCCGGAAGCGUGCUAGCAUGCAGCAUCUCCCCAGGAGCAUUCAGACCUCCUCUCCACCAGGGCCGACGUCGCUACCUCCGAGGAGCUCUAGUAUGCAAACCCAGAUGUCGCCGGUACCAGGCCCUCCCCCAGUAGUAGGCCACGCCGGCGAGACACCUCCCGUGGCCCAGAAGCCGACCGCACCGCCUCCAAAGCAGAAAGAGAAUUUCUUCGAGGAUCUCCCGGUGACGUCGAGGCCGCGGCCAAGCUCACGCCAGAGUAAUCGUUUGCCCUCACCCUCCCAGAUCAGUGGUCCUCCUGGUCCUAUCUCCAUCUCCACGUCAUUGCCUUCGUCGGCCUCGGAACCCAAUUUUGCCAUAGACUCUCCAAAGCAUGAUGCUCCUAGCAUUUCGCGGCCUAGCUCCACUGGACUUCCCAACUUGGUUGCACCCCCGCGUGUCAGCCCCUAUGCGUCUUUGCCGUCGGCUCCGCAACCAUCCCCUGGCAUGCAGAGCAAUAGUAGAUAUUCUCCCGCCCCCGCCCAAGGACCCCUUGCGAAUGGGACAGCACGUCCGGGUUCGUCCAGCAGAUACUCGCCGGCGCCCACCGGCUCACGGCCACCCUCGGCAUCAUACAGCUCGGCACCUGCCCCCGCGGUCUUGCCACAUCAACCGCGGACUUCUAGUCCUUUGGCGCACUUCGAGAUAUCUCAUGAGAGGGCCCAGUCGGCGCCACUUCCCAACGGCGAACACUCACCACAGGAUCGCCGGUUCGGUUCACAUCACGAGCCGCGGCUCCAGCGUGUUCCAUCUCUGCCACCGACUCAUGAGGUUGAAGAAGAGGAGGACUUGAAGGACCCGCAACCUCCUCCACCCAGCGGUGGCCGGUAUACCCCUGUCACGGCUUCGACAGAGUCCAAGUACGCCUCGGCAUCCCCUCUCGCCGGGCGCCAUACACCACCUCCUUCUCUCCGUCCUUCGUCUUCUCAUGCAAUGCUUUCGCCUCCCAAGCGAGCCUCGUCUAACUACGCACCGCAGCCGACCGGCCUCUCACCAGACCAAGGAUUUGCUCCGCCUCGGAGGUCGCAGACCCAGUCUCCGAGUGCGAUGUUGGGGAACCGCACCGAGGCGCAAGCUAGUGAGACUGUGGUCCGGCCAUCUUCUAUGCAUGGACCUGCGACUUCUUCUCAGCCCUCCCCGUCUGCCCACGGUGCCUAUGCGGCGGUGGCGUCGCGAUCGAGAGGACGCCCGCGUGGGACGUCACAAAGUUUCAGCAUGAUUGCGCCCACGGACGGGCGUGAGAAUGAUCCACUGCAGAGAUGGAAAGGUGCACCUCUCUUUUCGUGGGGCGUUGGCGGGACGCUUGUCACGUCUUUCCCCAAGGAUGUGCCUCGCUACGGCAUGGGCCAAGCGGCGCCCAUGAUUGUGCGUACACCCGGCGAAGUGCGAAUCCAAAGCAUCAAAGACGUCCAACCGCUCGAGGAGACACUCGCGAAGUUCCCCGGCCCGCUCAAGGGCAAGUCGAAGAAGAAGGAGACGAUCGCUUGGCUGACAGCCGGGAUCGAGGCGUUGGAAAAGAGCCUACCGGACCACUCAUUCCAGACGCAGACGCACCUCUCCCACGAAGACAAGCGGGCCGCAGAAAGGGUGCUCCUGUGGAAAAUCCUCGCAAUCUUCAUCGAAUACGAUGGCGCCCUCGAGGGAAACCCGCAGGUGGAGAAGGCCGUGCGAGAUGUCCUCUCUCUCGAUCUUCCGAGUGAGCCCAGCGAGGCGGCACCCCUUUACGGAAGUGGCGCCGUCUUGGAUACGUCGGCUGCCACGAAAAUGCAGGCGGAGGCUGUGGAUUCUGGGGCAGUAGAGCAGAUUCGCAAGCAUCUGCUAGCUGGCGAACGCGAAAAGGCAGCCUGGGCUGCUGCGGACAAGAGGCUGUGGGGGCACGCCAUGCUCAUCUCCAACACGGUGUCUCCCGAUCUCUACAAGAAGGUUGCGCAGGAGUUUAUCCGCAAGGAGGUCAACUAUCCGGGCCACAACAACGAGUCGAUUGCGACGUUGUACAACAUCUUCGCCGGUAACCACGAGGAGUGUGUUGACGAGCUUGUCCCCAGCCAUGCCCGGGCAGGACUUCACCUCGUGAACACCACGUCGACGACGAGCACGGCGAAGGAUGCACUGGACGGCCUGGACAAGUGGCGCGAGACGCUGGGACUGGUGCUGAGUAACCGGAGCGCCGACGAUAUCCGAGCAUUGAACGCCUUGGGUAACCUCCUGUCGACCUACGGCAGAGCGGAAGCGGCCCAUGUGUGCUUCCUGUUUGCUCGGAAGGCCACCGUUUUCGGCGGCCUGGACGAUCCGACAGCCAGCUUCGUCCUCCUGGGAGCGGAUCACCGGACGCAAGCCGAACAGUUCGCGAAGGAUACGGAGGCGUUGUUGCUCAGUGAAGUGUACGAGUAUGGGUUGUCACUGGGCAGCGGCAGCAUGUCGACGGGCGUACCGCACCUAGCGGCUUACAAGCUGCAACACGCGGUGGUGCUGGCGGAGCACGGGUUCCGCGACAAGGCGCUGCAGUACUGCGAAGCCAUUGCGGCAUCGACGGUGGCACAGACUAAAAGAUCGCCCUACCACCACGCGCUUCUGGAGGCGGCUGUUGAUGAUCUCACCAAGAGGCUCAAGCAAGCGCCGAAAGAGGAGUCGUCGUCUUGGAUCUCCAAGCCGAGCAUGAACAAGGUCUCGGACAGCAUGUGGAACCGGUUCAACAAGUUCGUGGCGGGCGACGAGGCGGAAGGCGCGGCGGCCGGGGCGCAAGGGGAGAAUGGCGUCGAGACUGGCCCGUUCGCGCGCAUUGCGGGCGGGACGCCCACGAUCAGCCCGUCGCCGUCCAUGUCGAAUUUCGAUGUGUAUGCGACUAGCCGCCCCAUUCCCAUUCCCAUUUCCACUGCAUCUGCACCUCCCCCUGUCCCAGCGACGAGGGCAGCGUCGCGGUAUGCGCCGAUGGCUGGGCAGGCGGCGGCUUCCUCGGGGUCUCACGAGUCGGGCUCACCCUACACCCCAUACACACCGCACGCGCCGGCGCCGCGGUCGUCAAUGGAGUCGCAACCAGGGCACGGUGCUGGAAACUAUGCGCCGCAGCAAUAUACACCUCAGGGCGCCGGCACCCUACCGUCCCAGGCGCAGUCAGCGACGGCACCGGCUACCGGGGCUGAGGCUGAACAACCCAAUGGGAGCGCUCUGGCGCCCUCGCCGUAUGGACCUUAUGGUUCCCAGCAACCUCCUACAGCCGCUUCUGCGGGGACAUUCGUUCCUGCCGAGCCAAACGGAGAGAGCGAGCCUACCCAGGGCUUCCAGCCGUUGUCGAGCGGUUAUGAACCCCCCUCAAUGGUCCCCAGUGAGGUGCGCGAGUCGCAGCAAACCGAAGAAUCGGGGACUGCAGGAGGGUUUGAACCGCCGUCGUACCAGCCUUAUGGCUACGAACCACCGUCGUAUGAGCCGUACACCGAGCCGUCGAACGAAGAGGGCGAGGACGGCGGCGAGGCGAAGCGCAAGAAGAAGAGCAUUAUGGAUGAUGACGACGAUGGCAUUCCGGCGCUCCGAGCGCAGGCAAAGACGAAGGAGGAGAAAGAUAGAGAAAACGAAGAAAUGUUCCGGAAGGCGGCCGAGGAGGACGCCAAGCGAGCGGCGCAGCAACAGUCGGCCAAGAAGGGAUGGGGAUUCACGAGCUGGUUUGGGGGCAAGAAGGAAGCGUCAGCGGACCUGCAGCAGGCCAACAAGCCGAUCAAGGCGAAGCUGGGAGAGGCCAGCAGCUUCGUGUAUGAUCCCGAGCUCAAGCGCUGGGUCAAUAAGAAGGCCGGAGCGGACCAGAACCAGGCGCGGACGGAGACGCCACCGCCGCCCAGGUCGGGGUCCAGAUCGCAUGCGAACACGCCUUCUCCCCCGCCGGCGGGAGGGGCGGCAUCAGCACCGCCCAUGACGGGAAGGCCACCACGACCGCCGAUGACACCGGCUGGAUCGAACGGUGGCAAGGCGCCGUCACAGCAGGAAAGGCCCUCUUCGCAAGGAAGUCUCGGACCGCCGGGUGGACCUCCUCCCUUCAUGGCACGUUCGGUAUCCAACCACAGCGUAGGUGGGCCGCCGAGCGGACCGCCGAGUCGGCCGACGACCAGCAUGAGCAACGCGAGUAGUAUCGAUGACCUCCUGGGGCCGGCUGUCCCUCGCAAGGCUGGAGCGAAGAAGGCGAGGAAGAGCGGUCGUUAUGUAGACGUAAUGGCUAAGUAAGAAGAGAGCAAGACGAAAAGGGAGGCUUGGUCGGUUUUCUUGACUUGUACGAUGUAUAUAUUAUUCUUUUUCCUUUUUUUUCUCUUUUUCCUUCUUCGUGUUCAUCCUCUUCGGCGCUGCUGUGGCCUUGCUUGAAGACAAGGGGACAUGUCGCAUGCAUUCAUUCUCUCUAUCUGGUCGGCUUUCAACAGGACGACAUUAGCAGAGACGGUAUUGUACUAUACUUAGCAGUUUU